Messenger RNA from Debaryomyces tyrocola, 372 nucleotides. The record is from the annotation of a GenBank genome assembly. NCBI's taxonomy places the organism in Eukaryota, Fungi, Ascomycota, Pichiomycetes, Serinales, Debaryomycetaceae.
AUGCUAAACUGCAAACUUGUGAAGGAUGUAUUAUUGACUGACGAAGAUACAUAUAAAAUUAACUUCUUGAACUAUUUGUUCAACCCUGUAUGUGAGUAUGUGGCAUCAUUGUUACAUUCUGAAAUUGAAGUACGGAAUAAAAAUACAGUUUGUCAAACAGGAGUGCAUACUAAGAUACCUCACACUACGAAUGAUUUAUUUCAAUCGGAUAUUUUCGCUUAUGCGGAAAAAAAGCACUACCGAUCGUUAGCUGUUGUGGAAGUCAAAAAAUUACCACUUUUAAGGGACGGCAAAGUGAUAAACCUUAAUGAACCAAAAAUGGUUAGAUUAUUUGUUCUUGACGCAGACAUGUUUUCUAACCACACAAAUUAG